UAGAAAAAGAUAAUAAAAAUAUGUUUUCCUAUUUACUAAAAUUUAGUAUACAUACUGCAUCCUUUGUAAUAUAUUACCCUAUUGUAUAAUGUAUAAAGCAUGAUCAUGUAAACAGGUCUGGACACUCAUAUAUCGAAAGCAUAAACGAAACCGUCCAUCUUUUGAAUCGAAAAAAUUUAAGAUGGAAGACAAGAAAGGUCUCAUUCUGCGACGUGCAGAGAUGAGUAGAGUAGCUUGGCCUUUAUCUGAACAUUCAUAGUAUCUAUAUGUGUAUAUGUAUAUAUGUAUCACGCAUGCGCAAAACGAGACCUUUUCUUGCUUUCCACUUGAUUUUUUGACUCAAAAGAUGGACAGUUUCGUCUAUGCUUUCGAUAUAUGAGUGUCCAGAUCUGUUUAUGUGAUCGUGGAUUGUAUCAUCAUUACAGGAGUGAAUCAUUUAGCAAAUAUUUUAAAAUAAAAAGUAUAAUGGAGAACUAUUUUGUUAACGCAAAAAUAAUAAAGGAACGUGAAAAAUUUCUCACAACCGGUUGUCCGAAGUUUGAUACGUUACUUCAAGGCGGUAUCACUACUCGCGGGAUUACACAAAUUUAUGGAGCUGCAAGUACAGGAAAAACACAAUUAGCUUUACAAUUAUGCCUGACAGUACAGUUACCUACAACAGAAGGUGGCUUUGCUGCUGGUGCAGUAUAUAUUUGUACUGAAUGUACAUUUCCCUCACGAAGAUUACAGGAAUUGAUACAAAAACUGGAAAUUACUAAAAAAUAUGGAAUAAAUGGUGACUCAGUAUUUGUAGAACAUAUAUCAACUAUUGAGGAACUGGAGAUAUGUUUGCUUCAUAGAAUUCCAAUAUUAAUGUCUGUACAAAAGAUAGGAUUAAUAAUUAUAGAUUCAAUUGCUGCUCCAUAUAGAGUAGAAGAUUGGAAAGAUGAAUCUAAUAAAAGAGGAAAAAGUUUGAGAACAAUUGGACAACAGUUACAUAAAUUAUGUAAAAAUGACAUUUGUGUAGUUUGCAUUAAUCAGGUAACAGCAAUUAUGCAUGGUAAUAUAUCUAGUGAUUAUUCGAGUGUACGACCGUCUUUGGGAAUAACUUGGUUAAGUAUGAUAACUAAUUCCAUACAGUUUUACAGAAUGGGUACUAUGAGAUAUGCUUGUGUUAAAUUGUCAUCAAAUUUAUCAGAAACAACUAUUUCAUUUGAAAUACAAGGAUAUGGGGUAAAAGCAAUAGAUUGAAUAAAACAAAUUGAAAUAAAA
Messenger RNA from Bombus impatiens (common eastern bumble bee), 1251 nucleotides. RefSeq names its product DNA repair protein XRCC3. Gene Ontology annotation, molecular function: ATP binding; ATP-dependent DNA damage sensor activity; four-way junction DNA binding. NCBI's taxonomy places the organism in Eukaryota, Metazoa, Arthropoda, Insecta, Hymenoptera, Apidae. Gene Ontology annotation, biological process: telomere maintenance via recombination; t-circle formation; resolution of mitotic recombination intermediates. Gene Ontology annotation, cellular component: replication fork; Rad51C-XRCC3 complex. The record is from RefSeq and is a predicted model, not a curated record. The transcript has 6 exons. Bases 376 to 1230 code for a protein of 284 amino acids.